AGUUACACGCUUUGGAUUUGUUGUGUGGCGCCAUCACCCAGUUUGUGUGCUUGCUUAACAAAACAAGACCUGACACACUGCACGGGGUAGCAUUUCUCAUCGUAAUGAGAUGGAAUCCGAUUACUACCGAGGACUAGACGACGUUGCCAGACGUCAUUAUGAAGCCAAGAUCGCGGAUGUUGGUGAGGACCCAUAUUUAAUCUCCUGUGUUGAACAGAAAGCUGCUGAASAUUGCACCAUCAGUGAGUUACCAGACUUCAGCUAUCCUGAUUUAUACCUGUACCUCGUCAAUCUACCAGGUUACAGUGGAGAAGUUCUGAAGAAAUACAAAAGCCUUGAUGCAUACAAAUACUUCUGUGAUGGUUGGGUUAGAACAUUAAUGGUCUGCAACAAGAAAAAUAAGUUCAUUAUAACUAGUAAGGUGAACCAAUCAGAAGACACAAAUAAAAAGCCUCAUGAUGUCUGGGUGAUCAUUCAGCCUGAUGGAGAUGUAGUUUCUUCUCACUGUACAUGUGGGUCCGUGCUCAGUGAGGCCUGUUCACACGUGGUUGCUGCUCUUUUUGCAAUUGAUGCCUGUGUGCGCAUACAACAAGAUGUGGCGUGCUCAUACCAUCAAUACCUUACUGAAUCUACAUGUGACAAUCAUUUUUUGGCUCCAGUAAAGAGGAACAAGACGACCCACAACUGCUCAGAUACACCUGUACAUGUACCAGCACCCACCGAAGAUGAAAUUAAGCAGUUUUAUAAGAGUGUUGCUGAUUCAGGUGCUAAGAGCGUAAUCCUGUCUGUGCUGCCUGAUUACUGCGAGGAGUUCAGAACUCCAAAAUUGCCACCACCUCUGACAGAUCUGUACGACGAAGUGAACACACAACUCUCAUUUUCAGACCUACUAGAUCAGUGUUCCAACGCUUUCUCCCGUUUAAUAGUUACACCUGACCAGGCAACAAUCAUUGAGGAACAGACGAGGGGCUUCAUUCAGUCCAGGCAACGGUUGAAACAAGAAACAGGAAGAAUAACAGCUUCAACACUGAAAUCAGUCUGCCAGACAAAACUUGCUGACCCUCCUCUGAGUCUGAUCAGAACCAUCUGCUAUCCAGAUAUGACAUGUUCAACUGAAACAACUAAGUGGGUCUGCAACCACGAAUCCACAUCGUGGAAGUUGUAUGAAGAACUUCACAAACUGACACACAAACAGGCUGAAAUAAGCAACGAAACAGGCCUAAACAUCAAUCCACUUUAUCCGCACAUGGCAGCAGUGCCCGAUGGUUAUGUGACAUGUCUGUGCUGUGGUGAAGGCAUAGUUGAGGUGAUGUGUUCAUUGUGUUUCCUAAAAACAACCGAGGGGGAGCUUCCAAAAGUUUUAGAUUUUUGCUUGCACCUAGUCAACGGUUCCAUGAGACUAAAAACUGAUCAUGAUUUCUUUUACCAGGUACAAACUCAGCUACACAUUACAAAUAAAAAAUACUGUGACUUUGUGGUUUGUAUUCCAACAAACAUACACAUCGAACGCAUCUUCCCUGAUGAGAAUUUCUGGCAAAAAUGUGUGGAGGCUAGUAAAGCUUUCUACAUCCAUGCUGUCCUGCCAGAACUUAUGGUGAAGUGGUAUUCGAGACAAAAACACCCAACAGAGGAUGAAAUCACGGCCCUGAUUGAACCAUUUUGUUACUGCCGCACAACCAGGAAAGGCAUUAUUAUUAAAUGUCAGAGUGACACAUGUAAGAUAAAGAAUUUCCAUCUGACCUGUCAGGGACUUAAAGCGUUGCCGAAAAAAACGUGGCUUUGUCCUGAAUGCAGAACCCUGUCAAAAGCAUCACAACUGGAACACAAAUGAUAUUUUACCUGGACUGUGCAAAAACUAAUCCUGUAUAUUUUAUUCAUUUAACAAACAGAGGCCUCAGUAGGAACCAUACGCAGCCACAACAGCCUGGCACGUCCUCAUGCUGCUCAUCAAUUUGGUCAUACACUAAUGUGGAAUGGCGUCCCAUUCAUCAAGCACCAUUAGUUACAGUGGGYAAAAUAAGUAUUUAGUCAGUCACCAAUUGUGCAAGUUCUCCCACUUAAAA
Molecule: messenger RNA, 2063 nt
Organism: Austrofundulus limnaeus
Lineage: Eukaryota; Metazoa; Chordata; Actinopteri; Cyprinodontiformes; Rivulidae
Exons: 8
Coding region: 110-1831 (573 amino acids)
Molecular function (GO): zinc ion binding
Source: RefSeq, a predicted model, not a curated record